CAGCAGUGCUGAUCUCUAGUACUUUGACAAAACCAAACCCAUCACAAACAAAAUGUUUAAAUUGUUCAUUUUCGCGUGCUUCCUGGCCUUCGCCGCCGCUAAGCCCGGUGCUCUGAUCGCGCCUGUAGCGUACACCGCUGCCUACACCGCUCCUGUGGCCGCCGCGUACACCGCGCCCGUCGCCUACUCCGCCCCACUGGCGUACUCCGCCUACACCGCCCCAGUUGCUGCGUACUCGGCUUACAGCUAUGCGUCGCCCUACUCUGCCUAUUAUUUACGCCGUUGAUUUCCGAUGAAUGA
Molecule: messenger RNA, 300 nt
Organism: Amyelois transitella
Lineage: Eukaryota; Metazoa; Arthropoda; Insecta; Lepidoptera; Pyralidae
Product: pupal cuticle protein C1B
Exons: 2
Coding region: 53-286 (77 amino acids)
Source: RefSeq, a predicted model, not a curated record